Molecule: messenger RNA, 1092 nt
Organism: Cylas formicarius (sweet potato weevil)
Lineage: Eukaryota; Metazoa; Arthropoda; Insecta; Coleoptera; Brentidae
Product: ATP-dependent (S)-NAD(P)H-hydrate dehydratase
Exons: 2
Coding region: 16-1008 (330 amino acids)
Biological process (GO): metabolite repair
Molecular function (GO): ATP-dependent NAD(P)H-hydrate dehydratase activity
Source: RefSeq, a predicted model, not a curated record
CCUAUAAGUUUUGCUAUGUUAAAAACCUUCACGUACUCUCAAAGUCUGCUAAAAACCCAUCUUCGUGAAUGUUUAAACUUGUUUGAAUCUACACCGACCCUGUGUUUUGGAACAAUGGCUGCCGUUACAGUUUCUGACACUUCUUUAAUUGUUAAGGCCAAAAACUUAGCGCCGCCUCUUUUGAGCGGCAAGCAUAAAGGUCAAGCAGGGCGAGUUGGUGUUUUUGGCGGGAGCAUCGAAUUUACCGGUGCUCCCUACUUCGCCGCUAUAGCUGCGUUGAAAGUAGGUGCCGACUUAGCUUACGUGUUCACUAUUAAAGACGCGGCAUCCGUAAUCAAGUCGUACAGUCCCGAACUGAUGGUUCUUCCGCAUUUAGACGACCCACAAGCGAUAGAAAAAAUCGAACCGUGGCUCGAGAGAUUGCACGUGAUCCUUUUAGGUCCCGGUUUGGGUAGACUGAAUACCACCGAGCGGGUGUUCGAGAAAGCAGUUGAAGUAUGCAGGGCCAAAAGCAAACCGAUAAUUAUAGACGCGGACGGGUUGUUUUUCGUGGCGAAAAAUCCCGCGAUCUUGAAAAAUUACCCUGCUGUCGUGAUUCUCACACCCAAUAAGAUGGAAUUCAAGCGGCUGGUCGGUGAUAACGACGGCGAUGGCACCAAGGUCGAACAGGCGAGCGAAUUUCUCAAACUUACGGGCCCGAACGUCGUGAUUUUUUGCAAGGACGCCGAAGACGAAAUCAUCACCUUAGGGAAGAGCAUCAAGAUCUCGGGCGGUGGUUCGGGAAGACGUUGCGGAGGACAAGGCGAUUUGUUGGGAGGUGCCAUGUCGACGUUUCUGGCUUGGGCUUUGGAGAAACGAUGGGAACCGGGAGUGGCGUGCUACGCAGCCAGUAAACUUACCAGGGACUGCAAUUCGCGAGCUUUCGGGAAAAUGGGACGGAGUAUGGUGGUAACGGACAUGAUUAAAGAAAUACACGACGUUUUCCAGGAAGAUUUCGAACUGGAAUGACGAGCGGGCACAUGGGAAUGUAAUGUGUGGUUGUUUGUCUGAUGAAAUAUAUUGAUUAAGCUCCAACGGUUUCGUAGUGUCUUG